AUGUAUGAAUUUGGCCGAACACUGUUCCAAUUCCAAUUCCAUAGAAAGCUGCAUGUAUUAUCCCGUGAUGGUCCUAGCCAAACCCUAAAGAUGAAAAUUGCUGAAUUAGAGAAGAUCAGGAAGAAGAAGAACACCAAGAAAAAUCAGUUAUUUGUGGAGACUCCCGAAUCGAAAUCAUACUUGGAUACAGCCACUAUGCCGAUGAUUCUCACUGCAGUUGGAGUUGCAGUAUUUGCAAAGCUCCUGAUGAUGUAUGAUGAGUCAAAAUCCCAAGAGAUGAUUGAGCGCAAAAUAAAGAAUGCUCCUGCUGGUCAAGGCACUGUUAGAAUGCUCACUCGAGAGGAGUGGGAAGAAAUCCAAGAAUUGCGGCCAAGGACUCCGUUUGAAUCUAAGCUUGCUCGGCCAAAUGCCCGGAUAAGAACUGGCGAACCUUUGCACGUGGUAAAGCUCAAUAUUUUAUCCCUGCCUUCUUUAUCCAUCUGUUGUUUGAUGGUAAAGUGUAGGAUGCCAAAUGCAGGCUUGACACUAUUCUAG
Ilex paraguariensis (yerba mate) is the source of this 534-nucleotide messenger RNA. The record is from the annotation of a GenBank genome assembly. NCBI's taxonomy places the organism in Eukaryota, Viridiplantae, Streptophyta, Magnoliopsida, Aquifoliales, Aquifoliaceae.